This is a messenger RNA of Aspergillus vadensis CBS 113365, 768 nucleotides long. RefSeq lists its product as uncharacterized. The record is from RefSeq and is a predicted model, not a curated record. Bases 1 to 768 code for a protein of 255 amino acids. NCBI's taxonomy places the organism in Eukaryota, Fungi, Ascomycota, Eurotiomycetes, Eurotiales, Aspergillaceae. The transcript is spliced from 3 exons.
AUGGCUUUCACAGACAGCUCGGGUGGAUCUACCUCUUCAUAUUUAGCGGAAUCAGAAUUGCAGAAACUCACAAUUGACAGUUUCGAUGAGAUUUGCGACCAUGGGCCAUCAGCCCAAGGCUCCCAAGCAACUUCGCUAUUGCAGAGAUUGAGUUCCUUCAGCAUUGUCGCAACGAAGAUUCUAGGAAUCUAUAACAAGAAAGCAACCGCUAUCUCUGGUCGCAGCAAAGUCUUUCAGUUACUCCAUAUUCCAGCCCUUAUUGCGUUGAUUCUUUCGAUCAUCGGCGGAAUAAACCAAUACUCGUCGAAUACAUCCGAGCAUUCUGAAGGACAAAACGAAACCAGAGCUGGAAUCAUUCUGUUUGUCGCCAUAUACAUCGUGCUUUGCAUUCUGUGGUCGACAACAGUCAGGGGCCUCCCUCGGAUGGCACCAAGCCAAAAGCGUAUCGUCGGCGUGGUUCUGUCAGCGUUGCCAUUGAUCGCUUGUCGUCUGCUAUACAGUCUUAUCACCAAUUUCAGCCAUGACCGUCAAUUUUCCUUGGUCGAUGGAAAUGUGACUAUCCGGCUUUGCAUGGCCACCAUCGAGGAAUUCCUUGUGGUUCUGAUGUACGCCGUGCUGGGUGUGUUUACUCCUCGUUCUGACGUCGCAGUGAACAGGACAGAUUCAAUUUUUCAGAAACAGUCAUAUCAGUCCGGGAAUAUGCAGUUCCAUACUUCGCCUCUUGAUCCUCGCAAUGCUCAUAACCUUGGAUGGUACGAGCCAGCUUAG